This is a messenger RNA of Yamadazyma tenuis ATCC 10573, 1918 nucleotides long. It is a transcript of the gene CTA9, whose product is annotated as Cta9p. Lineage: Eukaryota; Fungi; Ascomycota; Pichiomycetes; Serinales; Debaryomycetaceae. The record is from RefSeq and is a predicted model, not a curated record.
AAAGUAAACAACUACUUCACAUCCCUCAAAACAAUUGAUACGACCAGUGGCAACUAUAAUAUGAGCCAAGGACUAAACCUCAAGAGGUACCAGUCUUUCCACUUCCAUCCGAACCCGCAGGACUUGCACAAGCCGAACUUCAUCUUUUCCCUGGAUGUUUUGGACAAGGCCAAGCGCUUGUUUCAGAUUUACUCCCACCUAAGAACCAAUAACUCCCAACCCUCUAUUGAUUUAGCCGAGCACCUGGAGAUCGACUUUGUGGUGAAUGUCGAGCUCAACACUCUCAUCAGCAGGAACAAGAGUUUGAAGCCUUCGGACCUCAUUAGAGAUAACCUCAUCUUUUUGGCCAAAACUAACCAUGACGAGGUUCGGCCCACAAAUUUAAUCAGCACCUUGUUGACCUACGACUCCAAGUCGAACAUCUCGUGCCGAGACUUUGUGAGCGAUGAGGUUUUUAUUGUCACGUUAAGCUUGAGGCUACUCAACUUCAUGGUAGACAGUUCGGGAGACCUCACUAUAGACUUUUUGAAAGAUGAGAACUAUGGGAUUCUUCUUCUUUGUGACUUUAAUUUUAUCCAACAGAUCGAGUUAUAUAUCUCCCGGUUGUUUCGUGAGGUAUGGACAUCAUCCAGAGACUUUGACAUCGACUUUCUGCCCCAACUAGCCGAUUUGAGCGAGAUCAAUGAUGAAAUAUCUGGCACAGAAACCACUUUGGACAUGUCGGACCACGACGUAACUCCAGGCUGUUGCACUAUAGACGAUGGUGAUAUUCUGUACCAACUGUUACACCUUGAUGAAGAUGAUGCUGUGACUUUAGUGGGGAAACACAAUGGGCAGAAAUCCAACAUAAACUUCGGGUAUCUUCUAGCCAAGAACCCGCUACAAAGAGUUAACAACAAAGACAAGAGAGACCAAGAUACUUUUAUUCGUGAUAUCGAUAAUUUGAGACACAAUGACUCCACAAAGAUGCAGUUACUUGAUACCCUCGGUGAUGCUCCUAAGCUCGGACCACCAAUGCGAGACCCCCAAUAUGAGAUCAUCACCACAAGCACAGUUGCAACUUCCCCCAUGUUAUCUGCUGACUCUUUGAAAGCUCCUAAUCUACCAGCCUCCAACAGAUCGAGAUCGAAUUCCGCUGCAAUUUCUUCAAACUUUCCUGCCGUCAAACUUAAACCUUCUAACUCGGCCUUGAGCGCUUCACAGGCUCCACAGCCGCUUGUGCUUCCUGACGAGGAUGGAGGGACUCUUACCAGAAGACUGUCGCAUAACAUUACUUCCAAGCAACCUUUGAAGAAACAGACAUCUUUUACCAUUGACUUGCACGAGUACGAUAACCUUGCUCCUGGUGCAGCUUACGUCAAGGGUGUCAAGGGAGACAAAAAGUUCCAGUUCAUCAAAGUGGGCAAAGUGCAAAAGUUUGUCAAUCUCUUUGAGGAAAGAGUCAAUGAAGAAAACCAAUCACAAUCAACAACCCCCAGAACCAUGAGUCCUCGACCCAGCCGGCCCGUGAGCCCAACCAAAAUGUAUUGACCCUUUAUACUUUUAUAGGACCCCUAAUGAUUAACGUGAGACGAUUAUUUCUGAUACUUGGAAAUGCUAUCAGUGAGCUGGUUAAAUUUACUGAAGAUUCGGUUGAUUUCUGCCUGCUCCACCUGUUUGUCUUGGACGGGGUUGACUUUGAUGCUGUCCAAACACCACGAUUCUCUCAAACUUCUGGUGAUGCCAAGAAGGUCCUCGCAGAAUCGUAUUAUGGAUAACGCAUCUGUUUCCAUAGCGAGCGAUUCCACCGCCAACAACUCUUUGGACUUGUCCUGAAUGACUGCCACAUCGAAAACGUCCUGGAAUUUCUGGAGAAUUUGUUCGACGUGGGUGUCUAUGUUUUCUAAUAAUGCUAUUGAUUUUGCUUGCAUUGGUAGAG